UGAAAAUGUCAGAAGUCAGAAGUGACCGUUAAAUACUGUCGUUAUUUUCUAUGUUCGUUAUUUUACAACUACAUUACUAUAUAUUUAUAUUAAUCUGCUGUUGGUUUUAUCCUGUCUUUGAAGAAAUAAUUUAUUGUCGGUUUUAUUUUAAAUACAAUGGAUGUCAGUACGUCUUCGUUAUGUAAACUAAAGGAUUUAGAAAUGGACAUAAUAAAAGAUGUCCCUUGGGCACAAAAUAUGUGGAAAACACUGCAAAUGGGGUUACAAAAAUCUUUUUUGAACUGGGUGGAAGUUGUACUUACCAUGAGCCAGAACGAGGAAGAUGUUACUGUAUGGAAAGAUUCAUACAUUCGUCAUUUUGAAGAUAGAUGUUCUGAAAUGGUGACAGACAUUAACGACCUACAUGAACAAGUCAUCGAAAACAUUGAGAGGUAUUUAAAUAAAAUACAAGUUUUGUGUAAGAUGUUGCAGAUUGAAAUGCCAGUCAUUGGAAAACAAAAGUUGGGUCUUUACCAAGAACAACUAAAAUUAAAGAAACAAAUUAUGGAAUUGGAACAGAUGGUUAAGGCAAGACAAUCGACCUUAGAUCAAUUAAGAAACAAACAGUUGGAACUUAGCAAAGCUUUGGGAAAAGCUCCCCGCCUUCUAAAUGAUCAUCAUCUACCCUCUCCACAAGAAAUCCUUGAGUUUCAAAAGCAUGUUGAAGAAUUAGAACAAGAAAAAUUUGACAGAUUGGAAAAGUACACAACUCUAAAGGAAGAGUUGUUAGAUAUUGUUAAAGAGCUGGAAUAUAUGCCAUCAACAAAUUUUGAAAAUGAAGUUAUCAAUGGAGUUGAGCGGAACUUUAUGGUAACUGAGGAAAAUAUUGAAAAGCUUGAAACGUUUCAUGACAACAUGACAAAAACUUUAAAAGAUACAAAAGAGGAAAUAGGCCAAUUAAGAAACAGAAUUGAAGAUUUGUGGACUCUGCUAGAUAUUGAUUUUAUGGAAAGGGAAGAAAUUCGUAAAAAAUACACAGGGUAUUCACUAACAACUCUGGAAUCUUUAAGGCUGGAAUUACAGAAAUACGAAUUGUUAAAGCGGGCCAAUAUUAAGGUUUUUGUUGAAAAAUUGCGCCAAGAACUGCAAUCGCUUUGGGAACGUUGUCACUGUUCUGAAUCCGUUAAGAAUGAAUUUUUGUUCUUUAAUUCUGAUACUUAUACUGAAGAUCUUCUACAACUUCAUGAAGUACAACUGAAAAAAUGGCAGAUUUAUGCAGAAGAAAAUAAAGAAAUAAUAGCUGCUCUAAACAAACAUCGAACUCUUUGGGAAAAGCUAAUAGACCUGGAACAAAGUGCAGCUGGGCCUGGUCGUUUCAAUAAUCGAGGUGGGAAGCUAUUGCUGGAAGAGAAGGAAAGAAACCUCCUGUCAAAGAAAAUUCCCAUACUGGAAACGAACCUAAUGGAAUUAGGAUAUCGAUAUGAAGCUAGACAUGGGGUACCAUUCCUGACGUUUGGAGAAACUAUUGAGGAAUACAUAAAUAAUUUACAUUCUACCAGAGAAUGUGCAAAAAAGUUGAAAUUAAGUGCAAGAAAACAACAAAAAGAAACGACUGUGUACACACCGGUACCCAAUACUAAUGCCACGAGUUCCAAAAGAGUUUUGAUGGGAGCGUCAUGUACUGAUGCAAAAAAGUUUAAAGAAACCCCUCGAAAAGUUUACACGGAACCAAAAAGAAAACCACGUGCAAUAAAUACACCAAGUAUUGCUGUUGGGGCUUUAAGCAGAUCUAAGAGGCUAUCUACGGAAAGAAGAAAGAGAAUAGAAAAAAUACGGCGACUAAGCAGACAAAAGGAGAACCACCAAUUUAAUGCCACAUAUAUAGAGUUUGAGAAUAACGUUAACAGCAGAGUAGAGUUGCGCAGCACAUUGAAUGCCGCUGAGAUCGCCAACAACGGUUUAACCGUAGAUGGAGUUUUAUCUAACAUCAACACUCCGAAAAAAACUGUAACAAAAAGUCUUUUUAAGACGCCAACCAGAACAGCAAAGUCGCCGAUGAGUUCAGCGAAGUCGCCCAAUACAACUUCAAAACUGACAGCAGCAAAGAGUCAAUUGAAGCUAAUAUUUUAGAUUUGUUCUCAAGAACAUUUCUGUUAGUGUAGUAGUGUACAUAGAAACAAAUAUUUUUAACUGUUAUAGUCCUGGUGUCUGUUUAUUCAUAAUUAGCGUUUAUUUUUUUUAACUUAACACGUGUAGCUUAACUGUUUUUUGAGAUUGGAAAAAUGGAAGUAACUAACUAACUCUUAAUUCUAUUACCAUUUGACUUUUAUAAAAGGACUUGCCUUGAUAUUGGCAUUGAUAGUUUUUAAAGUUUGACACAUUUAUCUUACUGUUUUUCGAGAUUUGCAAAGAUGAAAAUCACCAUAUCUGUUUUUCCUUUUUUUACGGAGGACUCAGCCUUGUAUACAUCCAUUUCCUUUCAUGUACACUCUAGAAUUUCUAAACCAAGAUCCUUAUUCAGGUAUUAGGGUCAAGAUGUAUCAUUAGUGAUCCUCUAUAGCUCACACUUUGGCCUUUUAUAGUCUCUAGCUUCAUUUAGCUAAAUUUGCUUUAAAAAUUGAAGUAAAUGAAAUUUCUCUAAGUUUUCUUACGUAGUAAAUGCUAUGUCUAUGUGUAUGUUUAUAUCUAAUAUUCUUUAAAAGAUUUGGCAAAUAAUGUACUUACGUUCAAACUUUUAGUGGUGUUAAAAUAUGUUAUCCAG
Molecule: messenger RNA, 2740 nt
Organism: Diabrotica balteata
Lineage: Eukaryota; Metazoa; Arthropoda; Insecta; Coleoptera; Chrysomelidae
Source: the annotation of a GenBank genome assembly